AUGGCUAUGCACUAUCUCAAAGAACUGGAGAAUAGUUGUAAUCAUGACGAAACAUAUCAUCAUAAGCACGAAUAUUUUGAAUCUAUGGAGAAAGCAGUAUCCAAUGGUAAUAUGGCAGCGGUCAGAUUCAUCGUCAAAUACAAUAUCUCUGAGGAUAAUCACAAUGCAACGAAUGACGCAGCACAUUUUGGAAAUCUAUCAAUCAUGAAAUUUCUUCUCUCUACUGGAACUCAAUGUUCAAGUGAAACAUUCGACAAUGCAGCCAGAAACAAUCAAUUCCAAAUCCUGAAAUUCCUCUAUGAAAAUCGAACUGAAGGACCUGUUUCAUCAGAUCUUUUGGAUAAUUAUGGAUUCAAGAUAAAUCAAGAAAUCAUUGACUAUAUCAAAGGAAACGAAAGAAUUCCGUAUUUCAAAAAUACGAAAAAAAGUAACAUAAAAAGAAAAACAAAUCGUUCAUCAGGGAUUGACAUGAAUCUUUCACAUCGAAAGAAAAAAUAUUUAUAUUCCUAA
This is a messenger RNA of Heterostelium album PN500, 510 nucleotides long. RefSeq lists its product as uncharacterized. Bases 1 to 510 code for a protein of 169 amino acids. The transcript has a single exon. NCBI's taxonomy places the organism in Eukaryota, Evosea, Eumycetozoa, Acytosteliales, Acytosteliaceae. The record is from RefSeq and is a predicted model, not a curated record.